CGCGGGGGCGAAGAGGCCUCGGCCGAGGGCGCGGCUGGCGGCCCGCUAAGGCGCAGCCGCGAGAGGCGCGCGGCCAAUGGGCGCAUUGGGGUGCGCGGCGCAGCCCCGCGGCCCGGGAUGAAGGAGGACAAGGAGAACGCCAGGCCCAAGGAGCGGCGCGGGGCCCCUGCCGGGCCGGGAGCCGGCUCGGGGGCGGCGGGCGGCUCUGACGGGAGGACCGGCGGCACCGCCGAGCUCGAGCGGCUGGAGCGGCCCAAGGACAAGAAGGAGACGCUGAGCAAGGUGGUGAUCCGGCGGCUGCCGCCCAGCCUCACCCGGGAGCAGCUGGAGGAGCACCUGCAGCCCUUGCCCGAGCACGACUACUUCGAGUUCUUCGCCAACGACUCCAGCCUGUACCCGCACGUCUUCUCCCGCGCCUACAUCAACUUCAGGAACCAGGAGGACAUCGUGCUGUUCCGAGACCGCUUCGAUGGCUAUGUCUUCGUGGAUCACAAAGGUCAGGAAUAUGCUGCCAUAGUAGAGUUUGCUCCUUUCCAGAAAGCUGCAAAGAAGAAGAGCAAGAAAAAGGAUGCCAAAACGGGGACAAUUGAAGAUGAUCCAGAAUACAAGAAGUUUUUGGAAAGUUACAGUGCAGAUGAUGAGAAGUUAACCUCCACUCCUGAAACCUUAUUGGAGGAAAUAGAGGCAAGAAACAAAGAGCUGAUUGCUAAAAAGACUACUCCCUUACUGAACUUCUUGAAAAAUAAGCAGAGGCUCAGAGAGGAAAAGAGAGAGGAGAGGAGGAGGAGAGAAUUGGAAAGAAAAAGACAAAGGGAAGAAGAAAGAAGAAAAUGGAAGGAGGAGGAGAGAAGAAAGAGAAAAGAAGCAGAAAAACUGAAGAAAGUAGACAGAUGUCCAGAAAAAGAAAGAGACAGAUCAAAAGAAGAACCAAAGAUUAAGCUACUUAAGAAGCCUGAAAAAGAUGAAAAAGACUUGGAGAAAAAAGAAAAAUCCAAGAAACUGGAGACUCUGAGGGAGGAAAAAAAUGCGAGUAGUGCAUCUGCCAAACGAUCUGAUGGGGAGACAAAAGAAGAGAAGGCAAAAAAAUCGGAAGAUGAGUGUGUAAAGGACUACAGGGAUCGAGAUAGAGAUUUUGAAAGAGACAGAGAAUAUGAGAGAGCACAGAGGGAGAAACUGAGGCGCCAAGAAGAAGAGCGUCGGAGGCAGAAAGAGCGCUUUGAGAAAGAGAAGGUUUUUAGAAGAAAAGAGGAGGAGGUGAAAAAGGAGAGAGACUUGCUCAGAGAUAAGGGAAAGAAAAGUGAUCUUACAGACUUUACCUGCGGCGUGGACAAAUCUGAGAAAGUAACCAAAGAUGAUAAAAAGGAGGAUACAAUUAAGAGGGAUCGUAUCAGAAACAAGGAUCGUCCAGCAAUGCAGCUGUACCAGCCUGGAGCCCGAAGCCGAAGCAGAUUGUGUCAGUAUGAAGACAGUGCUGCAAAGUCCACAGAUCAGGGAGCAGAGAAGAAACAAGAGAGCGAGAGCAGUAACGUGAAGGAAGAGGAGUGAGUGACCAGCAUGCAGGCCUUAUGUGUUCUGACUGUCUGUGCAGCCAAAGAGCUUGUACUACGCAAUCCAGAAGUGCCUUCGAAGCGAAGAAGGAACAAAGGAAGAAGAGGGGCAUUGUGCUGUUGGAUGUUUCUGGCUAAAGAACCUCAGUUGUAGAUUUGGAAUUUGAAAUGUUCUCAUUGUAUUUUCAGUUAUUUGAAUUUAUUUUCCUAGCAUCUAACUACAACAGAGAAGAGAACCUUUGCAAAGUAGAAAGACUUUGUGGCCUUAAGUAUGAUAAUAAAUGAGUCAUGCGGUCAGGAGGAGAUGACACCUGGAUCUAAUGCAGAGCUUUACUGUAGAGCCCUUGGAGCCACUGUACCAUGCACUGAAGCAGAGCAAGCUUGCAGUGGUGUGCUGUUAACACGGGCGUUGCCAUGGCGUGCAGCGCUCCUUCCAAAGUGACAGCAGCUCCUUUAUAGCAGUAGCACGGAGCCAGGUCUGCCGGUGGGUGAGGUAGGGGUGGAGCAGAGCGCUCUGGUUCUGAAAAGGAAAACAUCUGGAAUUGCACAGUGACCUCAGGAGGGGAGAGCCCUUCCUCGAGAAAGAAUUAAGUUGGAGUGUAUGAAUAAGCUGGCUUAAUGUGGAAUACUGCUUGAAAUUCUUUUGCAAAGUCUACCUACACUGAAAUGCUUAUUUUGAUUGAACGUAGUUGUGCAGUGCAUCCCCUUCUGUUCGAGUCUGAAACGUUUCCCAACUGCUGCCCUCGGUCUGUGCUUCAUCUUCCCUCUGUUUCGAAGUGUUGUUUUACAGCCCGGAAAGACUCCGCCGGUAGCGGCUCCUUUAAGGUAGCGCCUUUUAGCCGUGCCGCUUUUUGUACUGAGCCCAAUAAACGUCCGCAAACCGUC
This is a messenger RNA of Lagopus muta (rock ptarmigan), 2432 nucleotides long. RefSeq names its product UPF3B regulator of nonsense mediated mRNA decay (gene UPF3B). Gene Ontology annotation, molecular function: mRNA binding. The transcript has 10 exons. Gene Ontology annotation, biological process: positive regulation of translation; nuclear-transcribed mRNA catabolic process, nonsense-mediated decay. Lineage: Eukaryota; Metazoa; Chordata; Aves; Galliformes; Phasianidae. The record is from RefSeq and is a predicted model, not a curated record. Bases 118 to 1545 code for a protein of 475 amino acids. Gene Ontology annotation, cellular component: nucleolus; cytoplasm.